Molecule: messenger RNA, 6325 nt
Organism: Corylus avellana
Lineage: Eukaryota; Viridiplantae; Streptophyta; Magnoliopsida; Fagales; Betulaceae
Gene: REV3
Product: recovery protein 3
Biological process (GO): error-prone translesion synthesis; double-strand break repair via homologous recombination
Cellular component (GO): nucleus; zeta DNA polymerase complex
Molecular function (GO): DNA binding; DNA-directed DNA polymerase activity; nucleotide binding
Source: RefSeq, a predicted model, not a curated record
CAAAACCCCUAGUUCAAAACCUUCUUCCUCUUCCCCCUUUCCUAUUACAUUCCCUGAGACAAAUUUCAGGGCAUUUCUGUAAAUUCUGAGAGAAACUAUGGCGGAUUCGCAGUCGGACGCGAAUUUCUUCAGCGUACGGAUCGUCUCCAUCGACUACUAUAUGGCCCCGCCGAUCCCAGGCCUCGAUAUCUGUUAUAGUAGCUUCCACGGUGGGAAGGUGAAUGAGGUUCCUGUUAUAAGAAUAUAUGGAUCUACACCGGCUGGUCAGAAGACUUGCUUGCACGUUCAUCGAGUUUUACCCUAUUUAUAUGUGCCGUGCACAGAUAUCUCGCUUCAAUCGGACAAAGAUGGCGAUGCAUACACAAAUGCUGUAUCUUUCGCCCUUGAGAAAGCUUUAAAGCUUAAAGGUAAUGCUGGUUCAAAGCGACUACAUGUGCAUGGUUGCAGCAUUGUGCGGGCAAGGAAAUUUUAUGGUUACCAUUCAUCUGAAGAGCUUUUUGUGAAGAUAUAUCUCUAUUAUCCACAUGAUGUCUCACGUGCUGCCAAUCUUCUUUUGAGUGGUGCAGUUCUUGAUAAAAGUUUGCAGCCCCAUGAAUCACAUAUUCCCUUUAUUCUCCAGUUUCUGAUUGACUAUAACUUGUACGGAAUGGGCCAUAUGCAUUUAUCAAAGAUGAAGUUCCGCCAUCCAGUACCCGAUGCUUUCUCACUGAGGAAAUGUGAUCAUAAUGACCCAAGUUGUGAUGCAUCUUUAUGUUCACCAAUAUGGAUAUCUUCAACAAUUCCAGCUGAUUGGAUGUGGCAAUUUCCUAGUGAAUUUGAGGCUUCAUCAGAUCAGGGCAUUCCUUUCAUUAAACGUCAAAGUGUUUGUGAACUUGAGGGGGAUGCUUCUAUAGAUGAGAUUCUUAAUCAGCAGUUUAAAAUUUAUUCAUCUCUUUCACAAACCCAUUCAGAUGUGAAAAUGGUCCAGUCACUUAUACCAAUUUGGGAGGAAGAGUAUGAAAGGACUGGAACACGUGAGGUGGCAAUGCCUCCUGAUCCUGGCAAACCACUUCAACAAGAUGUUCUUAGAACUCUAUCACUGGGUCUUGAAUUUGAGAACAAACUUAUUGAAUUGUGUGGUGACGCAAUAACAUCAUCAACUGUUGAGGGAAAUUUGGUUGGACUUGGACAUGUUAACACUGACAAUAUAGAAGUAGAAGCUUUGAAGUGUUCUAAAGAAACAGAAAAAGUUGGAUCUUUGUCACCACAAGGUUCAAUAUGUGAAAAAGAAGAUGGUACCAAAUCUAUUGAAGGGUGGGAUAUUAGUCCUAAACCAUUGUCUACUAAUGAAAUGCGAUCCUCGGCAACUACUGAAACACUAGAUCCAAAGGCUGCAGAUAAGGAAGCCCUUGGUCUUCUAAGGUGGCUUGCUACUUCUCAGGCUGCCGAAGAUAUAAACUCUGAUGAUGAACUUGUUUGUGAGACUGUUCUGAGUCCUUUGUUGCCUUCAACAACCAUUGAUAAGGUGCUGGAGAAAGCAACUAUGGAUUAUGAGAGCGAGUCUCAAAAAGAGUGUCAAGACAUUCUUGAUUCAAUUGAUGACUUGAUUGACUUUGAGGGUCUGAAGGAAAGAGCUUUACAUCCUUCUGAUCGGAAUCAUUCUCCUCUAACUUCAUCAGAGAACAUGAUUCCACAAGUGGAUGGCUCUGGGGAUGAACUGUUCUCAACUCCUUGUGCUGGAUCAACUGGAAACUCAUCUGGAACGGAGAUGAGGGCUGAACUUGAAGGGUCUUUGGAAUGCCACACACUGCAGGAUGUUGGUGGAAGGUUCACCAGUAAGCAUAAAAGAAAGCAAUCUGUAUGGGGCUCUUUACCGUUUUCCACGACAAAAAAGGUGAAUAAUGACUUGGAACCUGUUGGUUUCCACAAAAUUGAUUCCUGUGUCCAUGAAACUAAAGCUCCUGAAGAUACAAGUUGCUUGGCUAUUAAUGAAGCGGGAAGUUAUGCUGCUGAUUUUAUGAAAAAUUCAGGUACAGAUGUUCGUGAUUUAAAGGAAUCAAGUCGUUUGGUUGGAUGCUCUGUGCGGGAUUUGAUGAGGAGAAAGCGAAGCUACCGAGUUGAACCACCUGACUGUGGGUCUCAUAGGGAUAAAAGGGUUCUUUUGGAAGGGGAGCGAAGAGAUGGCAUAAUUCUCUUCCCUAGACAAUUAAAUGACGAGCUUGAAGUUGAGUCUCUCAACUUGAAGCAAUCUCUUACAGGCCAACAGACAGAUUUCCAUAAAGCUUGUGAGGCUAAUGUGACACCUUUGGAUUGUUCCGUCUAUGGUAAACACCCUCUUUUUUCCAGCAGUGACAGCUUGUCGCAACAUAGCAAGUUGAAAGAUGGAAAUUUUGGUUCUCAUGAAAAAGUUGCUGUUGAGGUCGGCAUAGUAGCUACCACUGGACCAGUGGAUUUCACAGUAAAAGGCGCAUCUCAAGUGCAUACUAUACCACGGGUUUGUAAGCCCAACAAUGUAGAUUCUGCAGCUUCCAUGGGCCAUUGUGAAAUUUGCAAUGAUAAAGAGUCUGACUUGGGUGCAACGGCCAUGACUAAUGAGAGAUUUCCGCUAAAAGAUGCUGCUGCUUCAAGCUGUUUGCGAACUGGUCUGAUUGAAUGUAAAGUAUCUCGUGCACAUUGUUCUAUCUAUGAAAGUGGCCAUAAAGAUGAAUCGUCUCUGGCCCGUGUACAUAAUAAAUCUUAUGAGAGUGUUCUAGGCACAAACACCACAACUGAUUCAAUGGGUUUACUAAAUGAGAAUUGUGGUGGUGGAGAACAGGGAAGGGAUUUUGUUUUUUCUGGGCUUGGCAACUCAGAGUCCAUAGUUGUCAACACACAGGUGAAAUGUACCAAACUAAUUGGCAUGACCUUCUCCAAGAAACCCCCUAUUGCAGACUGGGCAGAUGGGACAUCUGAAAAUGCUUCUUUUCCACCUACCUCUGAUCCAGAGGAAAAUUAUGAGGGAACAUCAGGGAGAGGCUUGGAUGAUUUUCUCCCUUUUUUUGAGAGGGACUGUGGAGAAGAGAAAGAAGUACUGGACAAGCAUGCUGGAAAUAGUGACUCCAAUUCUGAUCAAGUUGUCAUGGGUGUCUCUACUCACUGUCAAAAUGACGGCUCCUACUUGUACCUUUUAACACCUGUAUAUUCACCUCCUUCUGCAGAUAGUGUAUGUAGAUGGCUGUCAUGUGAGGAUGAAGGUGCUUCUGGAGGGAACAAUGUAGCAUCAGUGGAGCCAUUACCAUUGAAAGGUUCAUCUAGCAGUUUGGUUGGUUCACAAAGUUCUUUGCCUGAUGAUUAUGACAAGGCUUUGCCUGAAUCUUGUUCUGGAGGAGGUAUUGUGAAAGAAAAAGUAUGUGUUGGUUUCGCAGAAGAUAUAUCUCAGAUUUCAGGGCCACAUGGGAAAUCAAGGCCUACCCCGCUUAGUCAAAGUGGAUUUCGGGACCCUGCAAGUGUUGGUGGUGGUCAACAAUUGACAUUGUUAAGUAUAGAGGUGCAAGCAGAAUCAAGAGGAGAUCUCAGACCUGAUCCUCGAGUUGAUGCCAUCAAUAUUAUCGCUCUUGCUAUUCAAACUGAUACUAAUUCCAUUACUGAAGUUUAUGUGCUUUUGUGUAGUAAAACUGAAGCUGAUAACAGGAGUCUAGAUGGAAUAUCUGGCUGCAAGUUGUUGGUUUUCUCUGAGGAAAAGUACUUAUUUAGUCACUUCAUGAAGAUUGUACGUUCAUCUGACCCUGAUAUAUUAAUGGGUUGGGACAGUCAAGGUGGUUCUCUUGGGUUUUUGGCAGAAAGGGCUUCACAUCUUGGUAUAGCUUUACUCGAUAACAUAUCUCGGACACCAUCUGAGACCAAGAUGGCUGCUGGAGAUUUGGAUAUUCCUGAGAAAGGACUUCGUGAUAAUAUAUUAACUGAAUCAAUUACUGGUUCUAUAACAAUAGAAGAUGCAAUAAUUGAGGAUGAAUGGGGACGAACUCAUGCCAGUGGUGUUCAUGUAGGUGGUAGAAUUGUCCUGAAUGUAUGGCGAUUAAUGCGUGGUGAAGUGAAGCUUAGUAUUUACACAAUGGAAGCGGUAGCUGAAGCUGUGCUGAGGCGAAAAAUUCCAUCAUUUCAUCACAAAUUACUGAAAAAAUGGUUUUCUAGGGGAUCUGGACGAGGAAGAUUUAGAUGUAUAGAGUAUGUGAUAGGGAGAGCAAGAUUGAACCUUGAGAUAAUGAACCAACUUGAUAUGAUAAAUCGAACUUCAGAACUUGCACGUGUUUUUGGCAUAGACUUUUUUUCGGUUCUCUCUCGAGGUUCACAAUACCGUGUUGAAUCCAUGCUUCUGAGAUUGGCACAUACACAAAAUUUUCUUGCUAUCUCCCCAGGAAGUCAGCAGGUUGCUUCUCAACCUGCAAUGGAGUGCCUACCUCUUGUAAUGGAACCAGAGUCUCGUUUUUAUGCAGAUCCAGUUGUUGUUUUGGAUUUUCAGUCUCUCUAUCCGUCAAUGAUAAUUGCAUACAACCUUUGUUUUUCUACUUGCCUUGGCAAAGUUACACCUUCAAAGGCAAAUACACUUGGGGUAAGUUCCUAUUCACGAGAUCCGUAUGUUCUACAGAGAGUGAAAAAUGAGAUACUGCUCACUCCAAAUGGUGUUAUGUAUGUGUCUCCAAAGGUCCGUACAGGCAUACUGCCCCGUUUAUUGGAGGAAAUAUUAUCAACUAGAAUAAUGGUGAAACAAGCAAUGAAAAGGUUGCUUCCCUCACAGCAAGUUCUUCACAGGAUAUUUAAUGCAAGGCAGCUUGCUUUGAAGCUGAUAGCAAAUGUGACAUAUGGCUAUACAGCUGCUGGAUUUAGUGGUCGCAUGCCUUGUGCAGAGAUUGCAGACAGUAUUGUUCAAUGCGGACGAAGUACUCUCGAAAAGGCAAUUUCAUUUGUGAAUGCACAUGAUAAGUGGAAAGCUAAAGUUAUUUAUGGUGAUACUGACAGCUUGUUUAUCCUCCUCAAGGGACGCACGGUCAAAGAGUCUUUUCGAAUAGGUUAUGAGAUUGCAUCUGCAAUCACUGCAAUGAAUCCAAAUCCAGUCACUUUGAAAAUGGAGAAAGUUUAUCAUCCAUGCUUCCUCCUUACUAAGAAACGCUACGUUGGUUACAGUUAUGAGAGCCCAGAACAGACUGAACCUGUAUUUGAUGCUAAAGGUAUUGAGACGGUCCGCAGGGAUACAUGUGAAGCUGUUGCCAAAAUGAUGGAGAAGUCGUUGAGACUCUUCUUUGAACAUCAGGACAUUUCUGAGGUUAAAGCAUAUUUGCAGCGUCAAUGGAGCCGGAUUUUAUCUGGCAGAGUUUCUCUUAAGGAUUUUGUUUUUGCCAAGGAGGUUCGAUUGGGCACCUACUCUACAAGGGGCUCUUCACUCCCACCAGCCGCAAUUGUUGCCACUAAAGCAAUGAAAGCUGAUCCCAGGGCAGAACCACGCUAUGCAGAGCGGAUACCUUAUGUUGUAAUACAUGGAGAACCCGGCGCCCGCCUGAUUGAUAUGGUUGUUGAUCCAAUGGAACUUUUGGCAAUUGAUUCCCCCUUCAGAUUAAAUGAUUUAUAUUACAUCAACAAACAAAUAAUCCCAGCUUUGCAGCGGGUAUUCGGACUUGUUGGAGCCAACUUGAACCAGUGGCUUAUAGAGAUGCCCCGUCCAGUCAGGGAAGCCUUUGCUAAACGCUCCAGCUAUGCUCCAAAUCCGCACAGAACCAGAAUUGAUUAUUACUAUCUCUCUAAACAUUGUAUACUUUGUGGCGAGUUGGUUCAGGCAUCAGCCCAUCUAUGCAAUCAAUGCUCGCAAAAUGGAAUUGCUGCUGCUGCAACAGCUGUGAUAGGAAGAACUUCAAAAAUGGAGAGAGAGAUGCAACACCUUGCUGCCAUAUGUCAACAUUGUGGAGGUGGAAACUGGAGUGUCAAGUGCACUUCGCUAGCAUGCUCAGUGUUUUAUGAGAGGCGGAAAGUUCAGAAAGAGCUACAAAGUCUUUCUUCUAUUGCUGCUGACGAAGGUUUCUACCCAAAAUGUAUGGUCGAGUGGUUCUGAAGGGACAUAAAUUUGUUAUAAACUGGUUUGUAAAAAAUUCAUACAAACACAUUUAAUAAAAUGACAUGUGUCACGUAACAUGUGAGGUUUAUUUUUAAUAACCUAUUUGUCCGUUCUGAAGGGUCAGUUGCUCCAAUAUGUCACCCUUGAACUAUGGAAUAGGAAGAAAGGUGGGUGUGUUGUAAGUUGAUUUAUAUGUGUUUUAAUGUAAUUUAAUCAUUUGUUGCUGUACAAAAAUAAUGAAGUUUGAACUACUUUGCUGUUUCA